Messenger RNA from Cyprinus carpio (common carp), 1712 nucleotides. It is a transcript of the gene neil1, whose product is annotated as nei-like DNA glycosylase 1. The transcript is spliced from 10 exons. Gene Ontology annotation, biological process: base-excision repair. The coding region runs from base 169 to 1548 and encodes 459 amino acids. Gene Ontology annotation, cellular component: nucleus. Lineage: Eukaryota; Metazoa; Chordata; Actinopteri; Cypriniformes; Cyprinidae. The record is from RefSeq and is a predicted model, not a curated record. Gene Ontology annotation, molecular function: DNA-(apurinic or apyrimidinic site) endonuclease activity; zinc ion binding; damaged DNA binding.
GUGGGUUGGUGCACGAUUCGCUUCAAUUAAUUUAAUCAUCGAUUUGCUGAACAUGAUUUGACUUUCUGUUUUUGAGCACACAGUUAUGCGACAGUUCAUAAACUUUGCAUGUAGCAACAUACGCAUGUAACAUGUUUCUGACGCCCUGUCUUCAUUUCCUGCUCAAGAAUGCCUGAAGGCCCUGAGCUGUAUUUGGCCAGCCUGUAUGUCAACAAGAUGUGUGAAGGGCUUGUGUUUAGUGGAGCCGUAGAGAAAUCUGAAGUGAAUAAAAAUCCUGAGGUCCCAUUCUGCUGCGAUGCCUACUGCAUCAAAGCCCAGUCCAGAGGAAAAGAGGUCAGACUCACACUCACACCCAUUAAAAAUGAUGACCAUGGUAAACGCAAGGUCACCAAACAUCAGUCCCAGCAGCCGAUGGAUGUGGUUUUCCGAUUUGGGAUGUCAGGGUUUUUCCGCUUCACAUCUGUAGACGAUCUUCCCAAACAUGCCCAUCUGCGGUUCUACACUAAAGAGAGCCCACCCAGGGUGUUGAGUUUUGAGGACACCCGCAGAUUUGGCAGCUGGCAUCCAAAUGGGACCUGGCAGAAAGACAGAGGGCCUUGCGUCAUGUUUGAAUACGAGAGCUUUAGGGAGAAUGUUCUUUCAAAUCUGUCUGGCAAGACAUUUGACAAACCCAUCUGUGAGGCGCUCUUAAAUCAGAAGUAUUUCAAUGGAAUCGGGAACUAUCUUCGAGCAGAGAUUUUGUUCAGAUUACAAAUCCCUCCAUUUGUGAAGGCACGGACCGUUCUAGAGGGACUUGUACUGAAAGACGAGGAUAAAAAUAAGGUCAAAAAGGAGAUUACAGUUCUAGAGUCAACCGAGAAAACCAGGAAGAAAGUGGUGAAGGUUGAGACACCAGACAUUCUUUCUUUGUGUCACACUGUUCCCUUGGAAGUGGUGCAGUUGGGUGAAAAUGGUUAUGCUCCAGCAAAGGGGAAGUAUUCUGUGCUUCAAGCCUGGAUGCAGUGUUACUGUGUGGAUGGAAUGAACUCAUUAGGUGACAACAAUGGACGGACAGUUUGGUUCAAAGGGGAUCCUGGUCCUAUGGUGCCCAAAGGUGCCAAAUCUCGCAAAAUUAUGUGGAAAAGGCAGAAGGAUGAUCACGAUUACACUGAUUCAAAAAAAGCCAAAAAGACACGCACCGACAGCACUGCAAAAGCAAAACCUGUUAAGAAAGAGGAAAACUUAAAGGUAAAGAAAGAAAAUGCAACCUCCAAAACACAAAAUGCUUCAAAAAGACAGAAAACAAACACCGAAAAGAUCAAUGCAGCACCUGCAAAUGAGAACAAGCCAAAAACAAGAGGAACGAGGAGCUCAAAGGUUCCUCCAAAGACUGGAACUAAAACAAUCAAAAGCCAACGUGUGGAGGAAAUGAUUAAAACUAAAAGGAAUUCUGUAGCCUGCAGGAAAAGUGCAACAAAAGGUAUGCCUUCAGCUUUAAUACAGAGGCCGGCUGUGCUCUGUGAGUUCUUGUAUCUUGUGAUGUUAAUCAUUCUCUGGAUUUUAUUUUAGCAAAGCCACAGCAGAAAAGAAGUGGCACAAGACGAGGCCGUUCCAAAUGAUGUCAUUCAGACUAAAUCAUCAGAAUGCUUUUGAGCAAGAGCUGAAGUCAGCAAGCUACUGUAAUGGACCACCCAGACUUUUUAUAUUCAGUAAUGAUUUCAAAUAGAUUUAAU